UUUAUUAUUUCUCAUUUAUUUCUUUGGUUUUCUCGUAUUAAUUUAAUUGUAAGAUCCGUUUUCACCUUAUUGUCUUGAGGGAUGAUUUCUUAAAACAUACUAGAGCCGGCAAAUGCGACAUUUUCGAUGUCAGUAUCAGCCGUUCCAUCAAUCAAUGCCGAAAGGCGGUCAUUUUGAGCCUGUUCUUACCACCCGGCUCACAGAUUCCUCCGGCCAAAGCCACUUAAAAGCUUGAUCAUCAUCACUUCACAACCCAUGAUUUGGAUUUUCUAGUUUCCUCUACUUCCUUCCUUUCCCUACCUCGGAAAGAAACCAUGCAGGUGCUCAUUAUCUUGAGCUCUCUGUUUCUGUUUCUCUUCUUGUCUCUUGCCAAACUCUGGUACAAGUUAUGGUGGAACCCGCUCAGGAUAAAGAGGAUAAUGAAUGAGCAGGGAAUCAGAGGUCCUCCUUACAAGUUCGUCCAUGGAAGCACUAAGGAAUCAUUCAAGAUGACCAUGAAGGUCAGGGACAUACCCAUGAACAAUCUCUCUCAUGACAUAUUCCCCAAGAUUCAGCCUGAAAUCCACACAUGGACCAACAGAUAUGGGCGAAAUUACUUAAGUUGGCAUGGGACUCAAGCUCAGCUGGUCAUCACAGAACCAGAACUGAUCAAAGAGGUGCUAGUUAAUAGAGAGAAAACAUAUCCGAAAACACCAGCUAAGGACUUUGUCAAGAAACUUUUAGGGGAUGGGCUUGUGACCACCAAUAAUGAUGAAAAAUGGGCAAAACAGCGUAAACUGGCCAAUUACACUUUCCACGGGGAAAGCUUGAAGAAUAUGGUUCCAGUGAUGGUGGACACCGUUCACGUGAUGCUAGCAAGGUGGAAGCAUCAAGAAGGGAAAGAGAUUGACGUGUUUGAAGACUUUAAGUUAUUCACAAGCGAAGUGAUUUCAAAAACGGCAUUUGGAAGCAGUUACGUCGAAGGCAGGAAUAUUUUCCAGAUGUUGGCAAGAUUGGGUGUGUUAUUAAGCAAAAAUAUUCCUCUUGUAAGGUUCCCAGGAUUAAGUAAGUUUUGGAAGACGGCAGAUGAAAUCGAAGCGGAAAAGCUCGAGAGAGGCAUAUACGACGCUAUAUUGGGGAUUGUCGAGAAAAGGGAAGAGAAGGUGAAGGCUGGUAAGGCAGCUGACUUCGGGGAUGAUUUCCUAGGACAGCUUGUGAAGGCUUGUCGUGGCAUGGACGAGAGCAAGAAAAUCACGAUCGAUGAUCUGGUGGAUGAAUGCAAGACAUUCUACCUAGCGGGACAAGAAACCACCAAUGCAUGGAUGACAUGGGUCGUGUUCCUCCUAGCGGCUCACCCUGAUUGGCAAGAGGAAGCGAGAAAGGAGGUUCUCCAUGUGUUUGGGAACAGUGAUCCCGACUCUGAUGGUAUCGCAAAAUUAAAGACGAUUAGCAUGAUCAUAAAUGAGACUCUGCGAUUAUACCCUCCUGUCAUCGGGAUGAGUAGGCAAGUUGAUCAGCAACUCAGGUUGGGAAAACUUGUUCUUCCCGCCAAUAUUCAGAUCGUAAUAGGAAAUCUCAAGCUUCACCAUGACCCCGAAAUCUGGGGAGAAGACGUGCUUCAAUUCAAACCAGAGCGAUUCGCCCAAGGCAUUGCCAAAGCCACCAACAACAACCCAGUCGUGUUCAUUCCUUUCAGCUUCGGAUCCCGAAUUUGUGCAGGCAUGAACUUCGCGACGCAUGAGGUGAAGAUCAUUCUCUCGAUGAUUCUGCAACGCUACACUUUCAAAUUGUCAUCUGCCUACGUCCACUGUCCGGUUCAAGUCCUCACGAUUCGCCCGAAACUUGGACUUCAAGUUAUAUUUCAACCCUUGUAGCUUGGUUCACCGGCAUAUAAAUAAUGUCUUAGUGGUAAAAUGAUGUCCAUUGAUGCCUUCAUAUUUCAAUGCCUUGUGGUGGGCUUCUAGGAUUUGUCGAACAUUCUGGGGGAUGCUGAUGAUCAGCGUAUCAUCCUUCCUAAUCAGCAUAAAAAUGUUGGGGUUUGGU
Molecule: messenger RNA, 2022 nt
Organism: Syzygium oleosum
Lineage: Eukaryota; Viridiplantae; Streptophyta; Magnoliopsida; Myrtales; Myrtaceae
Product: cytochrome P450 CYP749A22-like
Exons: 5
Coding region: 315-1853 (512 amino acids)
Molecular function (GO): iron ion binding; heme binding; oxidoreductase activity, acting on paired donors, with incorporation or reduction of molecular oxygen
Source: RefSeq, a predicted model, not a curated record